Molecule: messenger RNA, 1108 nt
Organism: Racocetra persica
Lineage: Eukaryota; Fungi; Glomeromycota; Glomeromycetes; Diversisporales; Gigasporaceae
Source: the annotation of a GenBank genome assembly
AUGUCCAAUAGUAGAGUUGACUCUGGUGCAUUUUGCGAAAUAUGUAUAAAGUGUAAAGAGAGGUUACCGGGUAAUCAAUGGUGUCAACAAUGUGAGAGUACUUCCUUUAAAGGUGCUUUUAAAUCAUGGACUAGUGGUAAUCAUGAGUUGGAUAAAUUUAUAAGAAAAACGCAAUUGAAGGCUAUCGAUCGCGCUGAUUACUUGGAAUGGAUCCCUUAUGAAAGGAUUGAAGAUAUUAAAUUUAUCGCGUACGGUGCUUACGGUAGCGUUUCUUCUGGUACUUGGUUGGAUGGUCCAAGAUGGAAUUGGAAUGAUGUUUCGAAAUGUUGGGAAAGAACUGGUCCAAAAGAAGUUGCUCUUAAAACAAUCAAUAAUUCUCAUAAUUUGAAACCAUUUCUCAAUUGUUCAAUUGAAGGCAAUCGAAUUGUCCAUUGCUAUGGCAUUUCUCGUGAUCCUCAAACCAAAAACUAUAUCGCUGUUAUCGAAUAUGCAAAUAAUGGCUCGUUGAUUAAUUAUGUUUCUAAAAACUUUAAAACUCUCACUUGGGAUAAAAAAUUAUCUAUUCUAAGUGAUAUUAUUCAAGGACUUAAAAAUAUUCAUGAAGAAAACGUCCUCCACAAAGACUUGCAUGCCGAUUUUAUCAAAGGUUCCGGAGGUGCUCGUAAACAGAUUGAAGAAGCCGAAAAAAUACGUUUGGAAUUACAAUCUGAACAGUUUAUCAUAACAAGCCCUCCGGAUACACAUAAAGCAUAUUAUACCACCAGAGAAAUAAAGGUUAUACAUGUAUCUCCUACAAAAUUAAAUCUUGAAAUUUACAAUUUUAAACCAAAACUUAGUAGGAAGUUGAAGCUUAGUGUGAAAAAACCUGAACAAACUCUUGCAAUGUCAAAAGAAAGGAUUCAUUAUCAAAUGGAUUUUGAUAACAAACAAAAAUUUGAUCCUCUAAGUGACUUAAGUCAAGCAGCCCCUAUCGUAUCGCUACCCGAUACUUUUAAUAGCACUAGUUUGAAUCUUGAAUUGACUGAUUACACUAAAAAAUCGAAGCAAAUCAAAAAAGAAAUUGCUCUUGAGAAAAGUGCAUCAAAAUACUAUAGAUCAGAUUGUCGAU